Molecule: messenger RNA, 2809 nt
Organism: Neohortaea acidophila
Lineage: Eukaryota; Fungi; Ascomycota; Dothideomycetes; Mycosphaerellales; Teratosphaeriaceae
Product: oligomeric Golgi complex subunit 6
Exons: 1
Coding region: 304-2415 (703 amino acids)
Biological process (GO): intra-Golgi vesicle-mediated transport
Cellular component (GO): COG complex
Source: RefSeq, a predicted model, not a curated record
CGCGCUCACGGGCAGGCCAUUCACGAGGCCGCGCGACGACCCAGCGAGACAAGGCUCGGGGGAGCAGCCUGCGACGCGUGUUACGGUGUUGGCUUUCUUCUCUACGGUCUUGACCUCUUCCAACAGUGGUUCACGUCCGGGCAGGGCAAAUUCGCAGGGUCGGUGGGUCGCGUGAGAAGAGAUUGGGUAAGGUUCACGCCAUCGCAGCUCCGUCCGUCCCUGCAGCGCGUCGCGGCCCGCCCAACCUCACCCUUCGGACACCUUAAUUCCAUCCUGAGGCAUGUUUGCACCUCACUCCAUCCAAUGCCGCACACCAUGGCUUCCUACUUCCCCGAAACCCUCGCUUCUCCCACCCUCGACAACGAAGAUGUCUUCUCCCCAAUCACCCCUUCCACCCCCGGCCCAGUAAAGUCAUCCGCGCUGCAAACCCGCAUCACCACCGUCUUGUCCGCCUCCUAUGCCGACCUCGAAAUCCGAGACGCCCUCGCCAUCCUCGACACCCGCGGCCUGCAAAACACCGCCGAGACCCGGCGCAAGCUCCGCCUUGAUGCCCAGCAAGACCUCGUACAGUGCAACGCCGAGAUCGUCCGCGACUUUGGCCAAGUGGCGCAGCAGCUCAAUCGCAUCGGUGCCGCCAUUGCCAAUCUGAACCGCACGUGUGCCGACCUGCGGAAAUGCGUUGGUGUUGCCCAGCGCCACACUGCUCCCAUGCUGCAGGAGGGCGCUUCCAUUUUGGCCGAUAAGCAGCAGGUGGAGACGAAGCAGCAGCUCCUCGAUGCCUUUCACGCUCACUUUGUCGUCUCGGACACUGACCUUGCCGUGCUCACGUCCACCGCUGAGCCAGUCAACGACGACUUUUUCCGAGUCCUCGAUCGCGUCAAGAAGAUCCACCAAGACAGUCACGUCUUACUCGGCGCCGAAAAUCAACGCCUCGGGCUGGAAAUUCUCGAGCAGAGCUCGAAACAGUUGAACGCCGCCUUUCAAAAAUUGUAUCGUUGGAUUCAGCGGGAAUUCAAGUCGCUCGACCUCGAGAACCCGCAGAUCAGUGCACGCAUUCGGCGAGCCUUGCGUGUCCUGGCGGAACGACCAUCCAUGUUCGAGGGCUGUCUGGACUACUUUGCCGAAGCCAGGGAGCGCGUGCUCUCCAACCACUUCUACGCCGCCCUGACCGGCGCACCCGUGGACCAACAUCACCCAGUCAUGGGCCAAGCAAUCGAACUCUCCGCCCACGAUCCCUUGCGAUAUGUCAGUGACAUGCUGGCCUGGGCACACUCGGCCACGGUCUCGGAACGCGAAGCGCUGGAGGCGCUGUUCAUCUCCGAAGGCAACGAAAUCGGCCGGAGCAUGCGAUCGGGUAUGGAGAGCGAGCCUUGGACUCGCAGGGAUGGCGAAGAGGACACGCCGCCCAUAUUUGACGGCCGCAAAUCCCUCAAUCACCUCGUUGAACGAGACUUGGCCGAUGUAUUUCGCCAACUCAAGCAGAGAACCGAGCAAGUCAUCCAAAGCCACGAAGACGCCACACUGUCCUACAAGAUCGCCAAUCUCGUCCUCUUCUACUGCAACAUCUUCUCCAACCUCCUCGGCUCUGACAGCGAACUACUUGCCACCCUCCGGCCCCUCUCCGACACCGCGAUGCGCAGCUUCCGCGCCACCAUGCGCGACCAAAUCGCCAGUCUUCAAGUCGAAGCCACCCUCGCCACCGCCGACCUCGCGCCCCCGGACUUCCUCCUCGAAGCGCUGGAAACGCUGCAAGUGCUGAUGAAAAGCUACGACACCUCCGUUGUGAGCAGCGACCGCGCGGCACGCAGCGAAGGCUUCCAACCCAUCCUCGAGGCAGCACUAGACCCCUUCCUCGCCGGCUGCGAAAACAUGACGCAGCGCCUGCGCGCACCUAACGACCACAUCUUCGCCCUAAACUGCUUGCUAGUCACCCGCGACACUUUACAGCAAUACCCCUUCGCCGACCGAAGCGAAGACCUCCGCCCUCGAAUCGAGCAGCACGAAGCGGACCUCAUGCGCGCCACGCACGCCUGGUUCAGCGAACAGUCGGGCCUCAAAAGCCUCACGGACGUCGUCGCCGUGCCCGACGAUCUCGCCUCUUUCUACACCGACUCGAAACUGCUUGUCUCCGUUGCGCAGCGUCUGGACGCCUUCCUGCCCACUGCCACGGAGGACGCGAGGGCUUUCCUGGCGCAGCUGGAGGAGAAGGGGUUGAUGAGGCGCGUUGUGGAGGUUGCGGCGGAGAGGUUUUGUGAGGAUUUCGAGGAGGUUGAGGGCUGGGUUCUGGCUGCUGAUCGGGCUAGGGGGAAGUUGAGGGAGGAGGAUGGCGGUCGAGAGGAGGAAGAUGGGGAGGAGGUGUGGUUGAGGGAUUUGUUCCCGCGGACGGGGGAUGAGAUUCGGGUUUUGUUGAGCUAGAGUUGCAUUAAGCUGUUGUUGGCGGCUGGACAAUCUAGCUCGUCGAUAUCGUACACUGUACACUGUCCAUGCAUCUAUUCCCGCGUCCAGCUCGCAAGGGUAUCUUGACACUUCCUGGCACCACUGCAUGCAAUCCGUUCCUCAGAUCUCAGAUCUCUUCACCUCUCCCCAUAAUCCCAACUUUCCAAUAUUGUAGACUAUUUUCCUCACCCCCCGCCCUUCUUCCUCUCCCACUCCUCCGGCGUGAAACACUUUGGCGUCCACGCGUGAAUCGCCGCAAUCUCCUCCUUCAACACCCCAUUCACCAACCUAUGCCGCGCAAGCGUCGUCUUGGACGCAAACUGGGGGGACACGAUGAUUGCUUCGAACAUUUGGCCGCAGCCGCCUGCAGACA